AUGAUACGGAAGCUCGCUGAAACUAGAAUAAAUGUUGCUCGUCAAAAUAUGUCCCACAGUGAUCAUGCUUCUCAUCAGAAAACCAUUGAUCUUGUUAAAGAGUACAAUGCUCAGUUUGAAGGCAAGGUUGUAGCCAUAAUGUUAGAUACAAAGGUUACAUUAUGCUUUACAGUUAGUAGGGCGCGUAGGUUUGAGAAAGGACUGAGAAGUGAGAUUAAGAGGCGUGUGGCUGCUUUUGAGCUGAACAGCUACAAGAUGGUGCUGAACAAAGGUUUGGUAGUAGAGAAGGGAUUGAUAAUAGAUGAUGGAAAGAAAUAUCGUAAAACUAAGAAGAUGGCUGAGCCUUUGAAUAGAUUUAAUGAGACCGGAGCGUCACGAAAGUUCAACAUUCGAGGCAAUGGUGGAAAUAUGGCAGAUGAGUAUGUUGAGUUUGAGAUGUCUGACAUUGAGGAUCUCGUUGAUAGUUCACCACCACCAUCAAACUACGACCCUAGCUCAGACAGUGACAAUUCUGUUAAUAACUUUGACCUUGACUCUGAUAAUGAUAGUGACAGACCAAUUCAAGAUAAUCUUGGAGAGAUCAUUAAAAUAAUGGCCAUGCUAAGAGGAAUCAUGUAUCGCCAACAACGAAAUAAUAACGGAAACACCAAUAACAACAUUAAUGCAGGUGCAAAUCUGAUGAAUCAAUUGGGAGAAACUUUAGCGACAUUGGUUGGAAACCAACAGAAUAGACCUAGAAGCAUGAUAGCUUAA
Messenger RNA from Daucus carota subsp. sativus, 753 nucleotides. RefSeq lists its product as uncharacterized. The coding region runs from base 1 to 753 and encodes 250 amino acids. The transcript is spliced from 4 exons. The record is from RefSeq and is a predicted model, not a curated record. Gene Ontology annotation, molecular function: magnesium ion binding; potassium ion binding; pyruvate kinase activity. Lineage: Eukaryota; Viridiplantae; Streptophyta; Magnoliopsida; Apiales; Apiaceae. Gene Ontology annotation, biological process: glycolytic process.